AUAUAGUUCGUAAUUACAUCGAUUAAUACUAUAAACAAUGGAUGUGUCAUCAAACCCAUCAUCUUCACAAGCAAAUGAAAAUGAAAAUCAGUAUCCAGAAGUAAGAAUUCGUCAAAAUCCACAGACUUGUCAUUUGCACAAUGGAGAUCAAACUGAACAUAGACCGCCCCCAAAUUGGAGAACAAGUAUAAAAAUGGAUGAAAAGCUAACUAUCUGCCGUAUAUAUUAUAUUGCAGGAUUUUUCUUACUGCCAUUUUUUUGGUUAGUAAAUUUUGUAUGGCAUUAUAAUGAUGCAUACUUAGCUGAACCAUUUGAAGAACAGCCACAAUUUAAGCGCUAUGUUCUAAGAUCAGGAAUAGGCUUCAUUUUUUGGUCUGUGUUACUUAUUGGUUGGGUGUUUUACUUUCAAACACAAAGGAAUUAUCAUAACUGGGACUAUCUAACCUUUAAUUUUCCUACUGGAUCUGCUUAAAAUGAUUGUAGGAUUUACUUAUUCUCUGUUACAUAAGUAUUUUAUCUUUUUUUUUUUAUGUAAUAUUUAAUA
Molecule: messenger RNA, 544 nt
Organism: Melanaphis sacchari
Lineage: Eukaryota; Metazoa; Arthropoda; Insecta; Hemiptera; Aphididae
Gene: pen-2
Product: gamma-secretase subunit PEN-2
Exons: 2
Coding region: 38-472 (144 amino acids)
Biological process (GO): Notch receptor processing
Cellular component (GO): gamma-secretase complex
Source: RefSeq, a predicted model, not a curated record